AUGACCGAAGAUUUUACGGGUAUGGAACGACACGAGGAUGGUGCUGACCCAGCAUGUUUGGGAAGUGAUGGCCGUCCCGCUCUGGUUGCUGCAGUGCUAAACGGGCAUCAUGAUGUCAUUCCUGUGCUGGUGCAGAGAGAAGAUGAUGUUAACCACGCAUCUGGACCGCUGAAUAACACGGUGCUGCAUGAGGCUGCAGCUCUGGGAAACGAAGGUCUGAGGAGCGCUGAGAUACUCCUGGGGUGUAAUGCAAGUAUCAGAAAGCAGAACAAUCAUGGACAGACGGCGUAUGAUAUGCUGUGGCCGCCGGGAGAAGGUCUGUGGUCUCUCUGAUGGCAGCUCACAUGGGACAGGAUCUGCUACAGCGCCACACCAAGGCCAGGAGCCCAUCUGGACUGGAUACGUUCUCUUGAGACAAUCCACAUCUUAACCAAUCCAAAUCUCAACUGACAUAUUCAAGUGAAAGUAUUGAUUAUUAAUUAUAUAUUUAUGUCAUAUACAUUUAAAAUGCACCAUGGAAGCUUGGUACCA
Cyprinus carpio (common carp) is the source of this 531-nucleotide messenger RNA. Its product is annotated as double zinc ribbon and ankyrin repeat-containing protein 1-like. The transcript has 5 exons. Gene Ontology annotation, molecular function: protein binding. The record is from RefSeq and is a predicted model, not a curated record. NCBI's taxonomy places the organism in Eukaryota, Metazoa, Chordata, Actinopteri, Cypriniformes, Cyprinidae. Bases 1 to 333 code for a protein of 110 amino acids. Gene Ontology annotation, biological process: eye photoreceptor cell development.